Messenger RNA from Diatraea saccharalis (sugarcane borer), 1488 nucleotides. The record is from the annotation of a GenBank genome assembly. Lineage: Eukaryota; Metazoa; Arthropoda; Insecta; Lepidoptera; Crambidae.
AUGCAGAAAAAAAUGUACCAUCUUAGACAACCAGUAUUCCGCAAUGCAACAGCUUAUCAAAGAAAAUAUAACGUUAAAAGCGUACAAUUCUUAUCAAAUAUAGAAGCUAUGCCUCACCCAAAAGAGUUGCCACUGAUUGGUACGAAGUUAGCAUUAUUAGCAAAAGGAAGUGGAUCUAAGUUACAUGAAUAUAUUGAUAAUAGACAUGAACAUUUAGGCCCCAUAUUUUAUGAAAAACUAGGAGGUAAUACCAAACUGGUAUUCAUAAGUGACCCUACCCUUAUGAAGACGUUGUUUUUAAAAUUAGAGGGAAAAUAUCCUGUACAUCUAUUACCUGAACCUUGGCUCUUAUACGAACGAUUAUAUGGGGCUAAGCGAGGACUUUUUUUCAUGAAUAAUGAGGAAUGGUUAACGAAUCGCAGAAUAGUCAACAGACACGUAUUAAAAGAGGGAUCUGAAAAAUGGUUAGAGGAACCUAUCAAACAAACCAUAAAUACUUUCGUGAAAAAAUGGAAGAUAGAAACUGAAACUCAUGGUAUUUUUAUACCUGAAUUAGAAUCAGAUUUGUAUCGACUGUCUACAGAUGUAAUAGUUAACGUACUAUUGGGCGAACAAUGCAUGACACCAAGUAUGCAUUAUGAACAGUUGUUAAAACAGUUUUCUGAAGCUGUAAAACAAAUAUUUCAUACCACUACAUCAUUAUAUGCCCUGCCUGUGUCUUGGUACCAACAGUUAAAUUUAAAACCAUGGAGAGACUUUAAGGAAAGCGUGGAUACAUCGCUUUUGCUAGCUCGAAAAAUUGUUCAAGAAAUGUUAAAUAAAAAAGAAAAGAAUAAAGGACUUAUAUGGAAACUUUGUCAAGAACAAAUGAGUGAUGACACCAUAACCAGGAUUGUAGCGGAUUUUGUAAUAGCAGCGGGAGACACGACAUCUUAUACAACUUUAUGGACAUUGCUAUUACUUUCCAAUAAUGACGAAGAAAAGAAACAGAUACGAGAAAGAGAAAUUACUUAUGUUAAAUAUGUCGUCAAAGAGGCAAUGCGAUUAUAUCCCGUAGCUCCUUUUUUGACAAGAAUUUUACCACAGGAAAGUAUUUUGGGACAAUAUAUUCUAAAUGAAGGAACCCCCAUAAUAGCUUCAAUUUAUACUAUGGGACGUGAUAAUAAUAAUUUUAGUGAAGCUAGUAAGUUUAUGCCAUCUCGCUGGUGUAGAAAUGAUCCAAGAAACUUUAAAUUGGUUAACCAUAUACCUUCAGCCUCAUUGCCUUUUGCUUUGGGAGCUAGGUCUUGUAUAGGAAGAAAGAUAGCCAUGUUACAGCUUACUGAAAUUAUAAGUCAAAUUGUAAAUAAAUUUGAAUUUACAUCUGUGAAUUGUAAUGAAGUGAAUGCCAUAACUUCACAAAUACUUAUUCCAAAUCAAGAGAUAAAGUUGCAAUUGACAUUAAGACAAGACUUGCAUAAAAAUAAUUCUGACAUUGAAACAAUGUGA